UGCCCUCUGAGCAGCUGAUCUUUACUCGCUCAGCAAGUAACGUAGUCAGCUAGUAGUCUCAAGGUUUUGCACCUCUUCGAGAAAUCUCUGAAGGAAAAAUCCUUUCCUUUAAGGAAAAGUAGCAGGAGAUCAAGAGAGCCAUCAUCAUGCUGAAGGCGAUCAUUUUAAUAGGCGGGCCCCUGAAAGGGACUCGUUUCCGACCACUGUCAUUGGACCUUCCCAAGCCGCUCUUUCCUGUUGCUGGAUUUCCCAUCAUUCAACAUCACAUUGAGGCCUGUCAGAAGGUGGAGGGCUUGAAGGAGAUCCUACUGAUCGGUUUCUACCAACCCAGCGACGCUUUCAAGACUUUCCUGUCUCGUGCCCAGCAGGAGUUCCAUAUCUCCAUCAGGUACCUGCAGGAGUACACGUCGCUGGGCACGGCGGGCGGACUGUACCAUUUCCGGGACGUGAUCCAGAGCGGCAACCCCGAGUGCUUCUUUGUGAUGAACGCCGACGUGUGCAGCGACUUCCCCCUGACGGAAAUGGUAGAGUCCCACCGGCAGAGGGCCCACGCCUGCUGCACCAUGAUGGGGACAGAGGCUAGCAGAGAACAAGCCUUGAACUACGGCUGCCUGGUGGAGAACACAGAUACGCAUGAGGUGCUACAUUAUGUGGAAAAGCCGGGCACAUUCGUGAGCUCGAUCAUCAACUGCGGCGUGUACCUGUUCUCGCCCGAGGUAUUUAAGCACAUCGCGACAGUCUUUGCCAGGCACCAGGAGGACCUGCCCAGUGAUGACAGCUUUGCCCUUGGCAGCAGUAAGGACAGCAUACGGCUGGAGCAGGACAUCUUCCCCAUGCUGACUGGGGACAGCAAGCUGUACGUCCACAAGACCCAGAACUUCUGGAGCCAGAUCAAGUCUGCGGGUUCUGCCAUCUAUGCCAACCGGCUGUAUCUGGCUCUGUACCACAAGACUCACCCCGACAGACUGGCGGCGCCAGGAGAGGGCAUGCCCACCAUCAAAGGUGAUGUGUACAUCCACCCUUCUGCGAAUGUGGACUCUACGGCUGUGCUGGGCCCUAAUGUGACGGUGGGAGCCAACGUGACCAUCGGCCCCGGUACCAGGAUACGGGAGUCUAUUAUUCUGGACGGAGCCUCCAUCCAGGACCACAGCUGCAUCCUGCACAGCAUUGUGGGAUGGAACAGCACGGUUGGCGCCUGGACCCGCGUGGAGGGCACGCCCUCUGACCCCAAUCCCAACAUCCCCUUCGCCAAGCUGGACUCCGGAGAACUGUUCAGCGAGGACGGACGGCUCAACCCUUCCAUCACCAUCCUGGGUCGUAACGUGACCAUCCCACCGGAGGUGAUUGUGCUGAACUCCAUCGUCCUGCCUCACAAAGACCUGCCGCACAGCUACAAGAACCAGAUUAUCCUCUAGGGCUUCUAACACAAGUCUCUAUACCAGACUAACAAAGUCGGUUGAGAAAUAGUCAGAUUUAGCACAAAUUUUGCAACGCAACAAACUUAACGCAAAUCAGGGAAGGCACGCUGUGUCUCUCCUUGCCAAUAUGUAUGUUUGAAAUUGUAACAAACAACAAACGAUUUCACAAUUUAGCCAAACGGGGAGAAUAAUUUGCCUUUGGGGAGUUUGGCCAGAGGAUUUCAUUUUCCCCCUUGCAGUAAAGGGGGACAGUUUCGACAUAAUGUAUCACACUACAAAAUGUUGACAGCAUUGAUACAGAUCAAAUUACUGGUUCAUCAGCACAUGCAGAACUGACUUGUACUUUGGAAGAGAUAUUGAGAUUUUACCAAAAGACUUAAAAUAUUAAAAAAUUAUUUUUUGCUCAAUUUUGUAUGGUGAAGAAUGGUGAGAAUAUCAGAAGUACAGGAAUUAACCAAUGGUGGAAAUGCCUUGUUUGGGGUAUGUUAAAACCUCUAUUUAAAUAAUUAAAGACAAUGGCUGUAAGGCCACACCAAUUUUAUUUCUUGGUUAACGGAUUCGCCCGCUUCAUUUUUUUCUGAUUUGAAAAUAAAAAU
Molecule: messenger RNA, 2014 nt
Organism: Branchiostoma belcheri (Belcher's lancelet)
Lineage: Eukaryota; Metazoa; Chordata; Leptocardii; Amphioxiformes; Branchiostomatidae
Product: mannose-1-phosphate guanyltransferase alpha-like
Exons: 12
Coding region: 147-1415 (422 amino acids)
Biological process (GO): biosynthetic process
Cellular component (GO): cytoplasm
Molecular function (GO): transferase activity
Source: RefSeq, a predicted model, not a curated record